CCGUGCGAAGCCGCAUUAAGAGGGAAAAGUCGCCGCUCCCGCGUGCAACCAGUUUACCCGUCCGUCAAUUCUGGGAUGCCGUGCCGUCAGCACGGCCAUGUCCUACAACGCGCACAACAACAACAAACCGAUUGCGAAUCGCAGUAAUGUGAAUGCGCCGACAGAGCAGUGCGAGUGAUGGCGUAGCCGCCGCCCGUCGGUGGUGAGAGAUGAGCGAGCGUAAGUUUGCGCGCGGCCUGACCAAGCCGGGCACGGCGGCCCAGGUGCGGGAGUCCGUGUCGCUGGCGGUCAGGGAGAGCACGGUGCAGAACAAACCGCAACUGGUCGAUCCCCUGGACUUCGAGAACUUCCUGAUCAAGAACAAGACUGUGCUGCAGAAUGAUCCGCAACGCGAGCUACUGCUUUACCCCGCUGACGACAUCCAGCAAGUGGUGUUGCCGAAACAACUCAGAACCCUGUCGUCGCCGAACCCGUCGUCCGAUGAAACGGAACCGUGCAAUCUGUUCACGAAACAGUGCGUCAACACGUACUCCUCAAAUUGGCAUCUCGUGCACUACAAAUAUGGCGCGUAUUCCGGCACGUACGCCGACUUACCCAAGCUUCCCGCCGCGGAGAUCAAGGAGGAGAACUACGAGGUGGAUAUUGACACGGACGCGGCGGAUGAUGUCAAACCCCGCGUCGACACCAUCACGAAGGAAGGGUAUUUGAUGAAAGGUCCGGAGAUUGGGUCCGAACGCACGUUCGUUAAUAUCGGGUCUAAAAGUUUUAAACGGCGGUAUUGUUCGUUGAGGCAAGAGGUUGAUGGCACAUACAUUUUGGAGUUGUAUAAAGACGAACGAAAGGGCGAGGCAAAGGUUACCAUAGUCAUGGAUUUUUGCACGGAUGUAGUCAAAAAUUUGAAAAGAGGAAGAUAUUGCUUCGAGUUAAGAAUGACAGCCGGUCACAAGUCAUACCUUUUGGCCGCUGAAAGUGAAGGCGACUUAAAAGACUGGCUGACUAAAUUGAAUUCUGUCUUGCAACAGUACAAAAUACAAGAAGAAAAGAGGGCAGCCUCUUUAGAACGAGACAGGAACACACCUCCACCUUCGCCCCAAAUCCAACCGUUCGGCACCCUAAAAGGUUUAGAACAGAGCAUGAACCCCCAACUGAUGAAGUACGCCCGUGAAACGGAAGUGUCAAUCGCACAAUCUCGCAAGGACAAGCGUCAGAAGUUGUUCCUCCUCUACCCUCAACUUGCCCUGCAUUUGAAGUCCGCCAGCUCUAGUCACGACCAAAUUGAACCGUACAAAGAAGUGUUCGGUCACAGGGUCUUCAUAAAGUGCGAAAACAUUAAGUUCAAGUUGCAAGCGGUGGACGAACGCGACAAUUUAUGCCAAGUCGAGCCAUACUACACGACGUUGUGUUUGUUUGAUGCGCGUAGCGGCCGAAAACUGACCGAAAAUUUCCAUUUUGACGUUAAUAGCAACAGUAUUCGCAACACCUUCGCCUCUAUGAACGGCGAAAGUGCCUGUGGAGACUUGAAUUUGCCCCAAAAAUUACCAUCUGACUGGAUACUGUAUCGUAGACAAGCUGUGUUUAGCAUCACCAAUCCGCAUCCUGACAUUUUUCUCGUGGUUAAAAUCGAAAAGGUGCUCCAGGGUGGCAUUUGCCAGAGUUCCGAACCUUACGUGAAGGCGAACAGAGACCCCAAAAUCAGCCUUAAGGUGUACAAAAAUAUUGCAGCUUGUUGUCAGCGUCUCGGCAAGUAUCGAAUGCCCUUUGCGUGGACGGCACGUCCACUUUUCCGCCUUUAUAGCAACGAAUUGGACACCACUUCGGACUUUCACGCCCUGUACCGACAAGAAUCCAAUAAGUUGAGUGACGAGGAACUAUUGAAAUUGCUGGCUGAAUAUCGGAAGCCUGAUAAAUUUAGUAAAUUCACCACUAUACCCGGCAGUUUGGAAAUCAACGUGUCUGCAAUGAACGAGCUUCCAGCCAAUUGUCUUACCACAUCGUUACUGCCUCUGAAGCCUUUUCCUUUGCCACCGACGAACGAGCCGUCGAUUGAAGUGAUGGAAUUCGAGGGCAGUUCCGAAAAGGAAAUCCACCCUUAUUCCACCUUCAUCAAUCACCUUUACGUGUAUCCGCAAAGUCUUAAUUUCGAUACGCAGAAAACGUUUACGCGAGCGCGGAACAUAGCGUGCACCAUUGAACUACGACAUUCCGACAAUGAGGAGGCCAAAGGGUUACAAUGCAUUUACGGACGUCCCGAACAGCCGCCGUUGGUCAGCCAGGUGUCUUGCGCCGUCCUCCAUCACAAUACCGUGCCCACGUGGUACGAGGAGGUGAAGAUCAAACUGCCAACUCACAUUCUACCCUCGCAUCAUCUGUUAUUCACCUUCCACCACAUUUCCUGUGAUAUUACCAAGAAGCGGGAGAAUGGUAUAGAAAACUGCGUUGGUUACGCGUGGUUACCACUCUUGCACAAAGGAAAACUCAACGUUGAUACUCAAUGUAUACCUGUAGCUUCACAUUUACCGCCUGGAUAUUUAUCCAUCCACCCCUUCGGACUAGGACGCGGGAGUGCCGGACCGGAGAUAACGUGGGUGGACGGUCAAAAAUUGAUAUUCACCAUCAGUUUCAACUUAAUUUCAACAGUUAACACCAAGGAUCAGCAUUUAUUUAAUUUGUUUUCGCAUGCGGAACGGCUUUUGGACCCAAAACCCUCCGCAGUCCCGUCCGAAACUGAAACCUGCAAAAUAUUAAAAGCUUUACACGCUAUUCAAUUAACAACUCUAAUCACAUAUCUCCCCACUUUAUUUAACCAGUUGUUUACGCUGUUGGUGGCGACAAACAUAGAGGAAAUUGGUUUGAACAUUAUUAGAGUGCUCAUAAAUCUUGUCCACAUGAUUUACGAGGCCAACAGAAAGGAACUGCUGCAAAGUUACGUGAAAUACGUGUUUGUGCAACCUGAAUCUAGGAGAAACACCACAGUGCACGAAGAAAUGUGCAAAUAUUUACCGACGAUUUUGGAUCCCAAGAACACCGACUUUUUGGUGGUAAACAAGUUCAUGUACCACGCCGACUUUUUCUUCGAAAUAAUAUGCAAAGGAAUGGCACAGCAUUUGUUAUCAACGGGCAGGAUUAAAAUGCAUCGUCACGAAAGAUUCAGCAGCGACUAUCUGAGUAAAAUGGAAAACUUGAUGCAAGUACUCACCCCAUACCUACUUAAAAAGUACAAGGAAAAUCCGAUUGAAACGAAGGAAUUAAACAAGAGCUUGGCGACGUUUCUGAAAAAGUGCCUCUCUUUGAUUGAUAGAGGCUUCGUUUUUAAACUGAUCAACGAUUAUAUGGAUAAGUUCAACCCCGGCGACCCGCGUGUACUUCAGGAGUACAAGUUCGGCUUUUUGGAAAUCAUAUCUAGUCACGAACACUACGUUUCAUUCAACCUGCCGAUCCAAUACUCUAAGCUGAGCCCGCGCAAUCGAUCUCCAGACAAUAGCGAAGAACUAAUUCUGUCCAAGGAGUUUUGCAAGCACCAUUUCCUAGUUGGCAUACUGUUACAAGAGGUGAAAACGUCGCUGAACGAGGUCAUGCACAUCCGGCGUAUCGCUUUAAAUACUCUAAGAAACCUGAUAGCCAAACACGAGCUGGACGACCGUUACCAGCAUAAAGGUCAAAUGAACAGAAUCGCUUUGAUUUAUUUGCCCUGGUUGAAUAUCGUUUUGGAAAACCUGAACCGACUGGAUUCACUUGACAAAGCCGAGGAGGGUGCCGGUGACAGCGUGGUUAACCGCGUGUCGUCCAGCAGUUCGUUUUUGUUCGCCAAAAGUUCCAAUGCCAGCGAUUGCACACCUAAAAGUUUCAACCGAUUUACCUUGCACAUCGAUAAGGACAGUCCCAUGCACAUGAGGAACUCCGCCUACCUGGACGCGAUAGCCGGACAAUCUUUGAUCAACGGCAACUCGAGGAGCAUUGAUUCAGAUCUGUCGAUAUUGUCAGGCGAUGCACAAUCUACAGUGUCUCAAGACACCGCAGUGGUGAAAGAGGAUCUCAAAAACGGGGAAUUUAAAUCCCACACCAGAAGUACGUCACACGUGCAAAGGUACGACAAACUUCAGCCACAAGAAGUCAAAGAUGUGUUGCUGAUAUUCAUGUACGUCGUCAAAUAUUUAAGUGAGGAACAAUUGGUGAUGUGGUGGCAGCAGUACUCCGAAACGGAUGUCGUUAACUUUUUUACAAUCCUCGAAAUGUCCUUGUAUUGUUUCAAGUACUCGGGCAAGAGAAACGUGACUGUUGUUAAACCCAACCAGCCAGAACCGUGCAAGAACAACCCUAAAAAAGCGCACACACUUCCCGCAAGGAUGAAUCCUUCGGAAAUAAACCACGAGAACACCAGCACUCUUGUGAUACACACAACCAGAGAAAACCUUGUGAAUUCUGAAAACGAAGUGCACAAAAAACAGCAAGCGAUUUUAGAGCAAAAUUUGGCCUCGGAAGUGGGGAUGAUCACGUUGGAUUGCAUGGGGUUGUACUGCAUGAACUUCCGCAAGACGUUAAUGAACUCAGAUGGGGAGAACGAAGUGAUGAAAAAGAUAUUCGAUAUUUAUUUGUCGUUUAUUCAAAUUGGUCAGAGCGAAAGUUUGUUUAAACACGUAUUUGCAGCUUUGAGAGCUUUCAUAAACAACUACUCCAUGAUUUUGUUUAAAGGUAACGCCGUUCUGUGCGGCAGGCUUUGUUACGAACUUUUAAAGUGUUGCAACAGCAGAUUGGCGAGUAUCCGGCAGGAGUCCUGUGCCAUUUUAUACUUGUUGAUGAGAAGUAACUUCGAAUUCACGGGACGGAAAGCUUUGACUCGCGUGCACUUGCAAGUUAUCAUAUCAGUGUCACAAAUGCUGGGCAACAUUGUGGGCUUAAACAACGCCCGCUUUCAGGAAAGUUUGUCUUUAAUCAACAGUUACGCGGGCAGCGACAAAGCGAUGAAAGGAACGGGCUUCCCUGUGGAAGUAAAAGAUCUGACAAAACGAAUUAGAACCGUUCUAAUGGCGACGUUGCAAAUGCGCGAGCACCACCACGACCCCGAAAUGCUGGUGGACCUCCAACACAGCUUGGCCAACUCUUACGCCUCGACUCCGGAACUGAGACACACGUGGCUGGAAACGAUGACCAGAAACCACGUGCGAGAUGGCAACUUUUCUGAGGCAGCGUGUUGCCAGCUGCACAUUGCCGCCCUAAUGGCUGAGUACUUGAAACUAAAGAACAUACAGAACUGGGGAGCGGAGGCGUUCGAAAAAAUUUCCAGCAACAUUUCCGUAGACGAGAAAGGUUUGAAGCUGGAUUCGGGCGUGCAAGACAUUCAGUACACUGAAUUCAUUCUCUUAGAACAGCUGGAGUGCUGUGCCGAGUUUAUAGAUCGGGCUGAACGGUACGAGGUUCUCGGCGACUUGUACAAGUUGAUCAUUCCCAUUUACGAGAAGAAGCGGGACUACGAAAUGUUGAGGAAGUCGUACCAGAGGCUAGCGCAAAACUACGAAAAGGUUGUGGACACCAACAAAAGUGGUAAACGGCUUUUAGGUCGUUAUUACCGCGUUGCUUUCUUCGGGCAAGCCUUCUUUGAGGAGGAUAGUGGCGUUGAAUACGUCUACAAGGAACCGAAGGUUACACUACUGAGCGAAAUUACCGAACGUUUAAGUAAACAGUACUGCGACAAGUUUGGUUCGGAAUUUAUUAAAAUGAUUCAGGACUCGUCGCCGGUUGUACCAGAAAAUUUAGAUCCCAAAUACGGUUACAUUCAAGUCACACACGUGACCCCGUACUUUGAAAAGGCGGAUUUAGAAGACAGGCUCACGGAGUUUGAGCAGAACCAUGACAUUAAUUGUUUCAUGUUUGAAACCCCAUUUACUAAGGACGGUAAACCAAGAGGUAACCCGGAAGAACAGUGGAAACGUCGCACAAUUUUGACCACUGCAUAUUCGUUUCCGUACGUGAAGAAGAGAAUUCAGGUGAAAGGCAGACGAAUAAUCGAAUUAAGCCCGAUCGAAGUGGCGAUCGACGAGAUGCAAAUUCGUGUGGCGGAACUCGAAGAUGUCGUGUUCAAUGCGCAACCGGACGCGAAAAAGUUGCAGCUUCGCCUUCAGGGCAGCGUGUGCGUGCAGGUCAACGCGGGUCCGUUGGCCUACGCCAGCGUUUUUCUCGAACCCACCCUCUCUAAUAUGUACCCUGAGGACAAAGUCGAAGAACUCAAAGAUGUCUACAGGGAGUUUGUAAAAAUCUGUUACUCGGCCCUGCAAAUUAACGGCAGGUUAAUAACCUCCGACCAGCAAGAAUACCAGGAGGUUUUGAGACAGAAUUACAAGAAGCUGUGCUCGUCGCUUUCGACAUUGUUCGGGGAGUCAUUAUGGCCGCAUGACGAGACGGGCAGCUUCAAAAGGAACAGUACGGCACUGUUCAGUGCCAUAAGCGGCGCCUCGCAGAACUCUAGCACGGCGUAAAGGAGUUACGCAUAUGUUGAUUUGGUCGUUUUGUUUACUUUCGUAUUUUAACGUUGUUUUGUUUUUGUAUGUAAUUUAUAAAAGUAUCACUAGGGAAUUUCGAUUGUUGGUCGAUAAUUUCGUUUGUUCAGUUGAACUGAUUCAAUAAUUUCAAUUAACUGGUGAAUAAUUAUUGUCGUACUUGGUACGUGAUUUUGGUUAGUUUUAAAUGUUAUAAUUGUUGAUCAACAAUUGGAAUAAAAAUUAUGACGUAAGAUUAUUUAUUGAAAUGCAUGAUAUUUACAAAACUAAUUGACUUGAACCACUUGGAGAAACUGUUGACAAAAACAAUUAUAUCACUAUCAGUUUUUCUAUUGUGCGUUCAGGUCAUGAAUUAAAUUAAUAUUUAUUAUUCAAAAAUAAGUGUUUAGAUUAAUAUACUUAAAAAAUUUAAGCAAACCUCAAAUGUAUGCCUUUUAAUUUGACACUACUAAUAUUGUAUAAGAACGUUAGUCAUAAAAUUUUUAUACUUUUAUACUCUCUUCAAGACUGGCACGGCUCAAUUUUUACCUAGAUCACAUAUUUUUUCAAAACUAAGUAAUUCCGUCGUACCAUCAACCGAAAUCUCUAAUUUUAUAUGAAGAUAACAUCCAAAAAAACGUUCAUUGUUCCUUUAUCGAUUAUAGCUUCUGCGUAGCAUAUAAUAUUGGAUAGUUAACUAAUUUAGAUUAGAAUAUUUAUUAUGUACAUUAAAAAUUUGUUAUGUAUGUGUGUCGUAAUGGGCAUUUUCCAUUUAAAAAAAAAAUUGAGGAGGCACUAGGCUAAAGCUCAGGAACCAACCAUUUGACUGAAAAUGUCUUUGUAUCGAGUUUAUUUAAAUGCCUCGAAAAUUAGCCGGUAUUGAGAAUGUUUUUAUGUUGUGUGGGCUGUGAGACAAACAUAUAAAUUAAUUGAAUAAUUAGUCAUAGUAUUAAAUGUUGAUUUGUAUAAUUCCAUUAAAUUAUUUUUUCAGUUGCCAAAUAUAUGUGUAUUAUAUUUGUAAUAUUUCUAUGAGAAAAUCUUUCCACCUAAUUUACCUCAAUUAUAGUUCAUCAUUUUAUUUUUUUAUAAUUUUACUUAGUCCAUAACAUGGAAUUGAUGUAAUUAUUUUUCGUCUAUAUUUUCUUAGUUUUUAACUCGCAUCACAAGUCUUGUGCAAUUGUGUUUUAUUUUCAAUAAAUGUAUUGUAUUAUUUGCAA
Molecule: messenger RNA, 7687 nt
Organism: Aethina tumida (small hive beetle)
Lineage: Eukaryota; Metazoa; Arthropoda; Insecta; Coleoptera; Nitidulidae
Gene: Ziz
Product: dedicator of cytokinesis protein 9
Exons: 10
Coding region: 210-6470 (2086 amino acids)
Biological process (GO): positive regulation of GTPase activity; small GTPase-mediated signal transduction
Molecular function (GO): guanyl-nucleotide exchange factor activity
Source: RefSeq, a predicted model, not a curated record